GCGUGCGAUAUUUCUGAAAACAUUUGCGCAGCGCGCUUCGAGUCCAGUAUCUAGUUCCAAGUCGAAAGUCCCGAUUUCAAUUGAACGAGCGGGACAAGAUGGCCGACCCAUUGAUUGCUUUAUCCAGCAAUAAAACACAGCUCCAAUUAUAACAUGAGGAAAAUCGACCAAUCACGAAUCCAAUUUGAGGAAACUAUGGAAUAUGCGUUUGUAUACAACACGCAUGAUUGGUCGAUUCGUGUAUGGAUAUGCUGUAACAUAGAAUGCGUUUCGUGUUGUUAGAUUUAAUUUCCAUUGCCAUAGUUCAAUAUUCAGAGAGUUUCGUAUCCACGAGAGGGGAUGAUUUCUUGGCGUUUCUUGAUUUCUUUUAUUUUAAAAAUAAACAUAGAUAAGCCUAAGUCCUCUGGUGGACGAUUACACAGCGCAAUAAUGUGAAUAUCAAUUGGAAUCAAUUAACAAGAGCGUUUUCAAGGAUGACUAUUUUAUUUUAGUACUUCUUUAUACGAUUUAAAAUAUAUUUCGGCAAGUUUCGUUAUUAUUAUUUGAAAUGGAUAAAAUACAAGUUGUUGACAAAAGGACACAUACAACUGUAAAAAAUGAUAAGAAACUUGACAAUGAAACUAUUAGUAACUUUCUUAGUCAAAUUUCUACCAGAAACUCAAAGGAAAAAAUAACAAUGAGAGAUAUAACACCACAAAUUAUUGCAAGCUGUAUAAUUCAUUGCAUGGUUAUAAAAGCUGGUAUAAACAUGGCUUAUAGUACAGUUUUAAUAAAUGGAUUAAUGUCAGACAGUGUUGACCUCAAAAUAACUGAGAACGAAGAAUCUUGGAUAGCAAGCCUAGUUACAAUAACAUUGCCGAUAGGAUCUAUCAUUGCCGGCCCUCUAAUGGAUAAAUUUGGGCGCAAAACGGUUUGUCUAUUAUCUUGUAUUCCUGCAGCAAUAUCAUGGAUUUCAUUGAUAUUCGCUAAAUCUUUAAUUACUAUUUAUGCGGCUCGAGUUAUAGCCGGAAUUGCAGCAGGAUUAACAACUGUUGGAUUGGUUUAUAUAUCAGAACUCUCACAUCCACAAGUCAGACCGAUGCUUCUAUGCCUUAAUUCAGUAUUUGUUUCAUUGGGUAUAUUAAUUACCUGUUGUUUGGCUGUAUUCUUAGACUGGCGUAAAAUUGCUAUAAUUUUCCUUGUAUUAGAGUGUUGCAUUUUUUUUGCAUUUUUCUUUGUACCUGAAAGCCCCUACUGGCUAGUAUUCUUUACAAACGGAAUAUUUGACGAAAAAAGAAUUUACAGAAUGAAAUGCAGUCUAAAACAACUUAACAAACGACAAACGAUUUAUGAGCAAGAAUACUUGCGAAUCAUGGAGACAUACAGAGACCAAGCAAGCGAUGAAGGGUCAAAAAAUAUAACAGUAUCUAUAAAACAUUAUUAUCACAAAUUCACGUCCCCGACCGUCUAUAAACCUAUAGCGAUACUUUUCUUACUUUUCCUGUUGCAACAACUUUCUGGUUGCUAUGUGAUCAUAUUUUAUGCCAUUUCUGUCUUUCAUGAAAUGGGUGGAACAUUUGGCAAAGGUUUUGAUGAAAACGAUGCCCUUAUUAUGUUAGGUAUCAUUCGAUUCAUUGUAAGUAUUCUAACAGUGUUUUAUAGUAGAAAAUAUGGCAGAAGAGUUCUCUGCAUCUUGAGUGGAAUUGGAAUGACAAUCUCUAUGUUUCUUUCGGGAAUGUAUAUGUAUUUCACAAUGUCGUACGAUGAAAAUGGUAAUAUAGAGGAAACCAUGGUGGAUCAAAAAUGGUUAUUACUAUUUUUUGUAUUAUCUUACAUUUGCACCAGUACAUUCGGAUUUAUAAAUAUACCGUGGACGUUGAUUGGAGAAUUAUUGCCUGUAUCCAUACGUGGUAUUGGUGGGGGUCUCAUGGUUUCUCUUGCUUAUAUAAUGAUGUUUGCUGUUGUGAAAAGCUAUCCUUUUAUUUUGAAAAGCAUGAGUAUUGAAGGUAUCUUUUUCUCUUUUAGCUUUAUCUCCCUGAUAGGCACAGCCUUUGUGUAUUUUUUUUUGCCAGAAACUUUGGGCAAAUCAUUUUCUGAUAUUGAAAAAUACUUCUUGUCUAAAAGAGAGAGGGAAACAUUCAAUUCUAGAACUUAGAACUUUGUAGAAUUUUUUGCUUUUAUUUCAAUUUAUUUAGGUAUUUUGCAUGAUAUUAAUAAUGUUUUCUAGUGAAGCAAGUUAGGUCACUCAGAGAGUGAUUAACUAAAUCAUAAACUUUGUUUUGGAUUGCUAAGAGUAUUGGAUUAUUAUAUUAAUCAAUGAAAUAUUUUGAAUAAGCAUGUGGUUAAUCAGGAUAAAGAAUUUUGUAAUUUAAAAUCAAAAUAGCAUCAAAUGGGAUGAUUAUUAAUGUAUUACUUAUAUUAAUCAAAUUCAAAAUCCAUUUCUAAUCAAAAAUAUAUUUAUAACAAAUUAUGAUCAAAUCUGAUUCACUCGAAAAUGCUAUAAUAGUGAUUGAUAAAAGACUGUUUACUUAAUCCAUUACAAAAAGAAAUGUAAAAUAAUCUCAGACAAUAAAUUGGGAAAAGUCCUAGAAGUAAUCAGUUACAGAUGAUUAAUUUUA
This is a messenger RNA of Cataglyphis hispanica, 2597 nucleotides long. Its product is annotated as facilitated trehalose transporter Tret1-like. Gene Ontology annotation, molecular function: transmembrane transporter activity. Bases 548 to 2134 code for a protein of 528 amino acids. NCBI's taxonomy places the organism in Eukaryota, Metazoa, Arthropoda, Insecta, Hymenoptera, Formicidae. Gene Ontology annotation, cellular component: membrane. Gene Ontology annotation, biological process: transmembrane transport. The record is from RefSeq and is a predicted model, not a curated record. The transcript has 7 exons.